Arvicola amphibius (Eurasian water vole) is the source of this 1201-nucleotide messenger RNA. RefSeq names its product opticin (gene Optc). The record is from RefSeq and is a predicted model, not a curated record. NCBI's taxonomy places the organism in Eukaryota, Metazoa, Chordata, Mammalia, Rodentia, Cricetidae. The transcript has 7 exons. Gene Ontology annotation, molecular function: protein binding. Bases 227 to 1201 code for a protein of 324 amino acids.
AUGGGAAAUCUAAUUAGACACGUGACUCCCUGGGCCAACUCCUUGUCCUCCCCCUGGCCAAUAGAUGAGGGCGUGUCUAGUUGUUCCCUAGUCAGGCAGGCAGUCCUCCUCUCCAUCAGAGCCUUUAACUCCCUGGAAGCUGCAGGGCCAGACGUACCGAAAGCAUCUAAAAGGAUGGACAUUAGUGGGAUUCAGCCAUUCCCUCUCCUAUUUCUCCCCAGACCCCAUGAGGCUCCUGGCUUUCCUGAGUCUGCUGGCCCUGGUGCUGCAUGAGGCAGGGACAGCUUCUCUCCCAGGGGAGAGGAAGAGAGAAGAGCAGAGCCCCGAGGAAGGUGACACUUAUGCAUUUCUGCAUGUGGGGAACUAUGCCCUGAGCCUAGAAGACUAUGGUGACGUCAUUGACCUGAGCAGCUAUGAGGAGCCUGCCAACUAUGGGGACCAGACCCCUGAGGCUAAAGUAGACAGCCUGACUCUCCCAACAAGAACCAGUCUCUCCCAAAGCACUGUGGCUCCAAACCCUACCAUGACCAAGCCUACCACCACUGGCCUACUGACCUCCCAGAGCAGUCAUGACCUGCCUACCUGCCUGGUCUGUGUGUGCCUUGGCUCUUCCGUGUACUGUGAUGAUGCAGACCUCAAGAACAUUCCUCCCCUUCCCCAGAUGACCACCUACCUGUACGCCCGCUUCAACCACAUCAGCCACAUCCAGGCCGGAGACUUCAAAGGGCUGACAAAACUGAAGAGGAUCGACCUCUCCAGCAACUCUAUCUCCUCCAUCCACAACGACGCCUUCCGCCUGCUGCCUGCCCUGCAGGAUCUCAUCCUCUCAGAGAACCAGCUGGCAGCGCUGCCUGUGCUGCCCAGUGGCAUCGAGUUCCUGGAUGUCCGCCUGAAUCGGCUGCGGAACUCGGGGAUACAGCCUGAGGCCUUCGCGGCCCUGGAGAAGCUUCAGUUUCUCUACCUGGCAGACAACCUGCUGGAUUCCAUCCCUGGGCCUUUGCCCCUGAGCCUGCGCUCCCUGCACCUGCAGAACAACGUGAUCGAGACCAUGGAAAGAGACACCUUCUGUGACCCCGGGGAACACAGCCCCGAGCGAAGGCAGUUGGAAGACAUCCGCCUGGACAGGAACCCGAUCAAUCUAAGCCUUUUCCCCGAGGCCUAUUUCUGCCUGCCAAGGCUUCCUGUGGGCCGCUUUACCUAG